Aspergillus aculeatinus CBS 121060 is the source of this 640-nucleotide messenger RNA. RefSeq lists its product as uncharacterized. Bases 249 to 422 code for a protein of 57 amino acids. The transcript has a single exon. The record is from RefSeq and is a predicted model, not a curated record. Lineage: Eukaryota; Fungi; Ascomycota; Eurotiomycetes; Eurotiales; Aspergillaceae.
UUCCUAUAAGCAUUCCAACAUAAUGGCCGGAAAGACACUAGGCCGAUCGUCGGGGGUAAGUUGACAGGCGUGUAGUCUAGUCAUUAUACUCGUACUUUUUUAUUCCCCCUCUGGUCUCCUCACUCCAUACUUCCCUCUUGUAUGAGAAUGACUAAUCUACCACCACCACCACCACCACAACAACAUCAACCCUAUCUGACCAUGUAUCGAAUCUCCAGUCCCUCAACGCCCCCAUAGCCGCCUUCACCAUGGCGGUCAUCCUCUGCUCUUACUGCAUCAGUUCCAUCCACACUGCCCGUCGCGAAGCACAGUCCUCUCCCCCCAUCACUAGCACCACAAAUCCCCGUCCCAAACGGGCGGACGCUCAACAAUCCUGGGUCCAGCAGGCUUUGGAGGAAAGCCGGGGCGGCAAGGACUCUUGAUUCGCGCGCAUGAGACUCAAUUGCUCGAUAUUCAAAAUCUUACAGAAGAGAAGAAGAGCUACAGGCUACAGCUGGCUGGUAUGCCUUGGAUGGGUCUUGUUUUGUAAAUAAAUUUGUGCUUUUGCAUUGUUGUGUCUCUAUGUGACAGAAGAGAUAUAUAUCCUCCAGGCCGAUCAGCCUUGCAUGAGUAAACAGAAGCUGUGUAUCUGGGACCUGGC